GUGAAGGUGACCACUGUCGGUGGAGGAGCUGCCUCGGGGGGCUACACGCAUGUCAGUGGAAGCGGUGGCGGCGGCGUCGUUGCAUACGGCGGCGGCGGUAGCAGCAGCGGACGUGGCUCUGCAGGCGGCUGGAGCCUAGGUGACUACUUGUUUGGCCUCUUUUACGAAAGGUAUCAGGUGGGCACGAGCCAGAACAUGACCUACGUGGGAUAUGGCAGGGGCAACAUGGAGCAGAAGAUGAUAGAGGUCAGCGAAGGAAAGGGCUCCUAUUCCGUGGACCAGCAUGUGCAGUACGGCUACAGGCCUCGGGUGUGCAUGAUGAGUCUCUGCUGCUUCCUCUGCUUGGGCCUCGUUUUCAUCCCAUUCCUCACGAUUUGCCAGCUUCGGGCCUUGUUCACAGCGGAGACCUGCGGCGCCGGGCAAGCUGACAUGUGUACAAGCCUGUGCUUCGCAGGUGCUUUGUUCAACGAGGCCAGCUGCUGCGCAAACUGCCCACAAGAGAGGAUGCUGAAUGUGAACCUGGCCUGCGGUCACACGGAGGUGAAGCCUAAAGUCCACGAGAUCGUCCGCCACCACUAUGGCACGGUCUACAGGCAUGUGCCGGUGAACCACUAUGUCAAGGUGCAGAUGCCGCAGCAUGCCCCGAUCAUUCACAACAUCAAGAUGGUGGUGCCACCCACGCAGUAUGAAUGCGAAAGUCACGCCGCGUCUCCGAACCCGGAGUGGUCCGACAAGCACACGAAAUGGUGCUGCUACAGACACAAGAUGUUCUGCCCUGUGCAAGUGGUCGACAAGAACAUCUACCAUCACGUGACCAAGGUUCAGAAGUACCGUGUGCCGGUGCCGGUGCCGAUGCCGCUACACCAUCCGAUCAUCCACAACGUGGUGCACCACUACCACGUGCCCAGCCCGCCGCAGUACAUGCAUGUGCACGUGCCGGGCCCCACCGUGUAUCACCACGGCACGCUGUCCCGCAGCAUUUUAGCACUCAAGCUCUUCGCCUUGCUGUCUUCCGCCAGUCCUCAGCCCGGGCCUGAGGCGGCUGAAGUGCUGAAGGGAUCUGCCAUGGUCUUUGCCCAGCUCGCAGAUGCCUUCUCCGCCUGCAGCGGGCCCGAGGUGCGCCACGUGCGCACCACAGCAGACCCACCAGUGGCACCAGAGGAGGCGCUGAAGAUGCUGAAGGACGGGACCGGAGAGCGGAGAGCCGAGGAGGGCAACGGCCGCUUUGUGGCCGGGCGGCCGCUGGGGGCGCGCACCAAGGACGCCGCACGGAAGCAGCUGGUGGAGGAGGGCCAGGCGCCCCACACGGCCAUCAUUGGCUGUGCUGACUCCCGUGCUCCCCUGGAGACCAUCUUUGACUCGAUGCCAGGGGACCUCUUUGUGCUGCGCAACGCCGGAAAUACCUGCACGCACGCUGAGGGUAGCAUGGUGGGCAGCUUGGAGUUUGCUACAGGCAAGCUGGGCAGCCGUCUGAUCCUGGUGCUCGGCCACACCAAAUGCGGCGCCAUUGCAGGCGCAACCCAAACGUAUUUGGCCGCCCAGGGGCCCCAGAAAGCCGGCUCCGCGCUGCAGGGCCUGCUGCAGGACCUCGGCGCGGUGGCGGAGCAGGCGGUGCAGGAGGCCGGGCCGGGCGCCAGCGUGGAGGAGGUGACCGCCCGCGCCGUCAAGGUGAACGUCUACCACACCAUGAGCUUCCUGUUGCGCUUUAGCGAGUCCAUCCGCUCGGCGGUGCGUGAGGGCACUGUGCAGAUCCAGGGGGGCAUCUACAACCUGGAGACGGGGUGCGUGGACUUCCUUGGGCGUUUGCCCACGCAAGCGGAGCUUCUGGACUCGACGAUGGCCAUCCCCCCGUCCAUGGUGGAAUCUGGGGAGGCCCGGGGAAAGCAUGGUGUGCGCACCGGCGCCGACAGCGCGGUGCCCAAAGAAGCGGCCCUGAAGAUGCUGAAGGCAGGCAACGAGCGUUUCGCCGCCGGCGCGCCUACCGCGACGCAGACCUCCGGCCCUAUGCGGAAGGCUCUGGUGCAGUGCGGCCAGGCGCCCCAUAGCGCCAUCCUGGGUUGCGCGGACUCGCGGGUGCCUGUGGACACCGUCUUCGAUGCGAUGCCUGGCGAGCUCUUUGUCCUGCGCAACGCGGGGAACACCUGCUGCCAUGCGGAAGGCAGUAUGGUUGGCAGCUUGGAGUUUUGCACAGGCAAGUUGGGCAGCAAGUUGAUCCUCGUUUUGGGGCACACCAAAUGCGGCGCCAUCGCUGGUGCUACGCAGACCUUCCAGGCCGGUGGUGAGAAGGCCCCCGGCUCUGCACUGGAAGGCCUGCUGCAGAGCUUGGCCGCCGUGGCCAAGGACGCCAGCGAGGAACUGGGCCCCGGCGCGGAUUUGGAGGCGCUGACUGCCAAGGCCACCAAGGUCAACGUCUUUUCAUCCAUGAACUUCUUGCUGAAGUACUCGGAGCCAAUGAGGGAGCUUGUGCGCAAGGGCGAGCUCGACAUCCAAGGCGGCAUCUACCACCUGGAGACGGGCCGCGUGGAGUUCCUGGGCCGGUCCCCCCAGCAGCAAGCGCUGCUCGCCGCCGAGGAGACGCUGCCGCCCUCCAUGGCCUUGGGCACCGUGCGGACCAUGGCCGACGGGCCGAUGGCGCCCCAGGCGGCCCUGCAGCUGCUGAAGGUGGGCAACGAGCGCUUCGUGGUGGGAGCCCCGAAGGCUGGCAAGGUGCACCGCAGCAUGCGCGAGACCUUGGCCACGGGGCAGGCACCUCACACCGCGCUGGUGGGCUGCGCGGAUUCUCGCGUCCCCUUGGAGACCGUCUUCGACGCAUUGCCUGGCGAUCUCUUUGUUCUGCGCAACGCAGGGAACACGUGCACGCACGCGGAGGGCAGCGUCUUGGGCAGCCUGGAGUUCUGCACGGGGCCGCUGAAGACUCGGCUGGUCUUCGUGCUGGGCCACACCAGCUGCGGCGCCAUCAAGGGCGCCACCUCCACCUUCCUGUCCCAGCAGAAGAAGAAGGCACCUCAGGCGCUGGAUGCCUUGCUGCAGGGCUUGGGCGCGGUGGUCUCCGACGCGAAGAACGAGUUGGGCAAGAAGGCAACCGAGGAGCAGAUUGCCGCCCACGCAGUGAAACUCAACGUCUUCCACACCAUUAACUUCAUGCUGAAGCACAGCGAGCCGAUCCGCCAGAAGGUUCGCAGCGGGGAGUUGGAGAUCCAGGGCGGCGUGUACGACCUGCAGACCGGGCGAGUGGAGUUCCUGGGCGCCAGCCCUGCCCAGGCCAAGCUGGUGGCAGCAGAGGGCUCUCUGGCGCCUUCCCUGAAGAGCAAGAUGCAGGGAGUCAAGGUGCCGGUGGACGUGCCCUACCCCGUGCCGCAGCCGCCCUCGGUGAUCACCGUGAAGAAGGAGAUCCCGGUGCCAGUACCAGGCCACACCCACUACGUGCCCGUGCCGGUGCCGACGCCGCCUCACGUUGUCACGCACUACCACACUGUCUGGAACACGGUCCAGGAUGAGAGCUAUGAGAUUGCCACAGCGGCGUGGACCACUGGCACAGCACUUGGUCGGCCCAGCAGCAGAGCUGGUGCUGCUCGCACUACCACGUGGGCUGCGCCGUGA
Effrenium voratum is the source of this 3600-nucleotide messenger RNA. The record is from the annotation of a GenBank genome assembly. NCBI's taxonomy places the organism in Eukaryota, Dinophyceae, Suessiales, Symbiodiniaceae.